This is a messenger RNA of Notothenia coriiceps (black rockcod), 2379 nucleotides long. Its product is annotated as copine-3-like. Gene Ontology annotation, molecular function: receptor tyrosine kinase binding; calcium-dependent phospholipid binding. NCBI's taxonomy places the organism in Eukaryota, Metazoa, Chordata, Actinopteri, Perciformes, Nototheniidae. Gene Ontology annotation, cellular component: plasma membrane. The annotation marks the transcript as partial. The transcript has 10 exons. Gene Ontology annotation, biological process: ERBB2 signaling pathway; cellular response to calcium ion. The record is from RefSeq and is a predicted model, not a curated record.
UGUCCUCAGGUGGUGAACAACAACUUGAAUCCAACAUGGAAACCCUUUCGGAUCACCCUGCAGUCUCUCUGUGGAGGAGACAUGGACAAACCUAUAAAAGUUGAGUGUUAUGACUAUGACAACGAUGGCUCGCAUGAUCUUAUUGGAACCUUUGAGACCACGAUGACGCGCUUCCAACAAGCAUCGCGAUCCUCUCCAGCAGAGUUUGAAUGCAUGAACAGUAAAAAGAAACAGAAGAAGAAAGGCUACAAGAACUCUGGUGUUGUGAGCGUGAAGUCAUGCCAGGUGGUGAAGGAGUAUACCUUCCUGGAUUACAUUAUGGGAGGCUGUCAAAUCAAUUUCACCGUGGCUAUUGACUUCACAGGCUCCAACGGGGAUCCCAAGUCUCCUCAGUCCCUGCACUACAUCAGUCCUCAGGGUGUUAACGAGUACCUCUCUGCCAUCUGGUCUGUGGGCAAUGUCAUCCAGGACUAUGACAGCGACAAGAUGUUUCCUGCAUUUGGCUUUGGAGCCCAAAUCCCUCCCACAUGGCAGGUUUCCCAUGAGUUCCCUCUCAAUUUCAACCCGUCAAAUCCAUUUUGUACAGGCGUAGAAGGUGUGGUGGAGGCCUACAGGGUGUGUCUGCCCCAGGUCAAACUCUACGGUCCCACCAACUUCUCCCCCAUCAUCAACCACGUAGCCUGCUUUGCUAAGCAAGCCCUGCAGCAGACCACUGCAUCACAAUACUACGUUCUGCUGAUCAUCACUGACGGAGUGAUCACAGACAUGGAUGAAACUCGCAGUGCCAUCGUCAACGCCUCUCGUCUGCCCAUGUCCAUCAUCAUCAUCGGAGUAGGGGGGGCGGACUUCACCGCCAUGGAGUUCCUCGAUGGAGACGAUGGACGUCUGCGCUCUCAGACCGGCGAGACCGCCAUGCGAGACAUCGUCCAGUUUGUGCCAUACAGGCAGUUCGCAAAGGGUCCUCGGGAAGCACUGGCCAAGAGUGUGUUGGCAGAGGUACCGGGUCAGCUGGUGGAGUUUUUCAAUAUCAUGAAGCUGACUCCACCCAAAGCCAGUCCUGCACCGACCCCUGCACCGACCCCUGCUCCGACCCCUGCUCCGACCAACUGAUGCUUCACGGAAACUAACAAACAUCUCCUGCAGAUUACAAGCAGAUCCCAGCUUCAGCUUAAACGGCAAUUAGACACAUUUCCUUCCUACACUUUCCUAACUAAACCUUUUUCUUUCCACACACAACACUUUUAACAACAAGCACUCCACACUUUUGACCAACCUGUGUUUUUUUAAGUGUCAAAAUAGACGUAGCUUUAGUUAGAUAUUAGCAUCCAUGUGGUCAUUUGAGCUGUUACUCAGUGCAAGUGCAACUUAAAACCCGAUCAUUCCUUAACUUUUAAAUAAUAAGUUAUUGGGCAGGGAAUUACUUAUGAAAAUAGUUAGUAGUAGUAAACUAGUCAUUUGAACUGCACAAAGAUUUAACCAUUCAUUGUUUUUACAAGAUACAUAUGCAAAAUACAUUCACAUUGCAGAAACAUUAUAUUUUUUUAAUUCAUCAUGAGAGUGCGCAGUUUACUUUUAUGCUCGUUUGAUGGCUUCAGCACGAGACUAAAAAUAAUGCUGUUAAAGGCAUUAAGAUGACCUUUUAAUUAUGGCAUCAACAAAUGCAUGGGAAACUGGUGUGAUAGUUAAAAUAUAUCACAAAUAAUUUGUAUAUCAUUAGCAAAAUGCCUGCUGCACGACUAGCAUAAUCGUGUACAUGCAUUAUUGCCAAGUAGAUAUGUAGACGCUGCUGUUUUGGCACAUAGAGAACAUAUUGCCUUAAUGUUCUCUGAUGCACAUGCUUCCCUAUGCACUGUGAGGUUUUACCUAAUGAAUGCCAAACUCUCUGUAGUUAUAGACCUGUGUAAACCAGAGCUAUGUAUACCUUAAAGUAUGAAACUGAAAUAUUGUGAUCGCUACAAAUUAGUAGUUUGUUAUGAGGUAUUGUGCCAGUCAUCACUCAGUUAGUGUAGUUUACCAUUAUGCCAGUUUGUACUUUGGCUUCCACAUUUAGAUUAACACACCAUUGGGCCGUUCCCUUCACAAUGACUAACAAGUAAGGAUUUACUUUUCCAACGAUAUGGCCAUCGACCUUUGAUUUACUAUGUUUUAUCUUAUUUCAGUAUUAAUCAUUUCCUCCUGGAAACUAGAUUUAGUACUGCUUAAUGUAAUCUUUGCAUGUCGAGUACAAAACUGUUUGUUACAAUUUAAUUGUUGUACAAUGAAAGCUAUAAAUAAGCAUCUGAUGUAUCGGCUUUAGUGCUCUAUUAGAAAUAGGUGAUGUGCCUUAAGUGUUUCCAUACAGAAAGUGCACCCCCCCAAUAAAGCAGCUCUUAUACAAUA